AARAAAUGAAAAAAUYCUYGAAGCAAAUGUAAACACCCUUCAUUGUUUUCAAUUCYCUUAAUGUAGGUUUUUUUCGUUGACAUUAAUUUUAUUGUUCGAUUGAUUGUACAUACGAUAUGAUUCGAUCUGACCGGUGCGUUUGCUCUUUCUUCCUGUGUACAUAUGGAACAAAAAMCGUUGGCAUGACAACGGUCGUAGUAUGAGAACAGCUGGAUUGCUUUUUGAACCACUUUUUGUUGCCUGUUAUAAGGGUAUCUUUAUCCGUUUGAAGACAAUUAUCUACCAAAAGGGCCUAAACAGUUAGCUUGCAUAUAUUAAUCAACCAGAAUAUCCAUCUUUUUGACAACGCARAGUUAAGAUAGGAAAUUCGUACAGAAAAGAGCGCAGGGGAAAAUCUGACAGUAAGUCCAAAUGUACAGUCGAGAAAGCGAUCGACGGAUUCGACAGCAAGAGAGCAGCCCAUUUCAACGCAGUUUAAGAAGCGAAGGAAAAGACAGAGUAGAAUCGAAAGCAGARCGCAGGCAAGGAAAAGCUCUCCGCGAUGAAAGUCCUUUAAAAACGCGAGAAAAAUCGAUCAAUCAAAGAGAUUUCCCGCUACAAUCAAGAGCCACUUCCACAAAGCAGGACGCGUUGUUCCAAGAGCAUGAGAUAAAGCUGCUUAUGGAGACUAUUCUUGAUAAGGAAUUGUCUACAAGAUCGUACGAGUCUAACGCUUGCAAGGAUCUGUGUUUAACCAUCUCUGAAGACAUCAAACAGAGAGUCAAAGAUCUGGGAAUGAAUCGAUAUCGAAUCAUCUGUCACGUCUCCAUCGGUUCGUGCAGCGGCCAGGGUUUACUGAUGGCCAGUCGAUUCGUUUGGAAUAAUGGAAAAGAUAAUUACGUUACUGCAACGUUUAGAAACGUAUCGUUGUUCGCUGUGGCAACUGUGUUUGGCGUAGUGAAGGAAUGAAUUGAAUGAAAAAGGGAAACUUUCCCAUAAAGUGGUCAUUUGUUGAUCAUGAUUGACACUGCUCUCGAACAUUAUUAUUUAUUUGACUUUCCUCUAUAACUCAAGAUGAUCCUUAUUCCUUAUACGGAUCUUCUAUUUCUUUUCCAUCUGUGUCCAUAGGCUUAAUUUUAAGAACUGAAAUACAUGUAUUUUCUCCAUAGAUAGAUCCAGUUUUUAUUGGCGGAUUAACCAGGAGAAUUAAUUAUUCUUGACAUUUGUAUGAGAAACUACUAUUGGCGUUUUACAUAGCAUAUCAUAUCUCACACCUAGUCAAUCCAAUUAUUGAAUAUUGUCCAAAAAGACAAUAGAUUACAAAUAAUCAAAUKUCACGUUAAUACUACGAAUAAAUAACAAAUUGUAAUAAGGAAAUUUUAAAACCUGACUCAAUAUGACACGUGUGCAGAAAACCGCAUGACCUGCGUAUGCUGAUGUAUAGAGGAUAUUACAUGGCCGGGCGGAGAUACGGAUUUUAUCUUCGAGUGUUGGAAAGAUCUCUUGCGAGUGAGCGUAAGUGUAGAUUUUCAACAAGAGAAGAUAAAAAAAUUCGUAUCUCCAAGCGGCCAAUGUAAU
Molecule: messenger RNA, 1557 nt
Organism: Exaiptasia diaphana
Lineage: Eukaryota; Metazoa; Cnidaria; Anthozoa; Actiniaria; Aiptasiidae
Product: tctex1 domain-containing protein 1-like
Exons: 1
Coding region: 412-948 (178 amino acids)
Biological process (GO): microtubule-based movement
Cellular component (GO): cytoplasm; cytoplasmic dynein complex
Molecular function (GO): dynein intermediate chain binding
Source: RefSeq, a predicted model, not a curated record